Messenger RNA from Mauremys mutica (yellowpond turtle), 6231 nucleotides. It is a transcript of the gene SLC4A3, whose product is annotated as solute carrier family 4 member 3. The transcript has 23 exons. Gene Ontology annotation, biological process: bicarbonate transport; monoatomic anion transport; transmembrane transport. NCBI's taxonomy places the organism in Eukaryota, Metazoa, Chordata, Testudines, Geoemydidae. The coding region runs from base 451 to 4206 and encodes 1251 amino acids. Gene Ontology annotation, cellular component: plasma membrane. Gene Ontology annotation, molecular function: solute:inorganic anion antiporter activity; monoatomic anion transmembrane transporter activity. The record is from RefSeq and is a predicted model, not a curated record.
GUCGCUGGAGCUGGUGCGGAGCAGCCGCGGGAGGGAGGCGUGUGUCUCCAGGCUGUCGCCUGUGCCGGAGGCCGCCCCAGCCCUGCGUGACUCCCGGCGGCCGGGCUCGGCGCUCGGCGCUCGCGGCGCGGAGCCCGAUGCGGUGCAUGGCGGUGUGGCUGCUGGAGAAGCGGAGGCGGCGGCGGUGCCUGACCCAGCCGCCCUCCCUGGCCCUCGGCAGGGACAUAGCCGCGUGUUGAGCGCUGUCCGGCGGCGGCCCGAGCGGGGCGGGAGGGAGUCCUGCCCAGCGCCGUGUGUCCGGGGCGCCUGGCCGGAGGCGAGCGGCUCUGCUUCCUUCUCCGCGGUUGCGAGGUUAUGCCACUCUCCAGGUUUUCUGGAUGCCUUCAUAUGAAAGAGAAAGGUUGAGAUUUGCCCAGACUUGGCAUGACGGUCCUUAGGUCCUGAACCAACAUGGCAGCUGGAGAGUCCCCUCCCAUAGGAGGUGUCUUCGUCAACCUGCAUCAGGACAGCAAUAAUGCUGAGGAGGCCUUUCUCCCCGCCGAGGAUGAUGAGGAUUUGGAUAAGACCUUGUCAAUCAAGAGGUUUGGGGACCUGAUAAGCAAGUCAGCAUCAAGGGAUCUGGAAGAGCAGAGACGCAACUACAGUGAGAGAGAUUUUGAAUUCCAUCGCCAAACCUCCCACCACAUCCACCAUCCCCUUUCCACCCACCUGCCUCCUGCCCUCAAGUUCCAGAAGAGGCUCUCCCAUGCCAGCCGGAGGAAGAGGAGAAAGAGAAAAAAGAAAAAAACCUCGGUGCCCCCCUCGGACAUCACUCCCACCAUCCAGGAAGUGGAGGAGGAGGAGGGGGACAAGGAGGAGGAAGAGGGGGACGAGGAGGAGGAAGGAGAGUCAGAGGCAGAAGAGGCCCUGGAGAAAGAGGUCUCACCAGAGUCAGAGACAGAGGCUCAUGAGAAGAAGGACGCUCCUAAGCCUGAGCCCCCUAGCAAACCAAAGUUCACCAUUGGGAGUGACGAUGAAUCCUGCGGUGCCUUGGCCUCUGCAUGGUUCCAUGUGGAGAAGGAGUGUGGCGUCAUGUCACCGAUGCCACACCGUGCUGACCUGCUGCAGGAGACGGGCCUGGCCUCUCUUGGCAGCCUCCCGGGGCCCAGAGAAUGUCCGUCUCGGGGAUGGGACAGGCGCAAGCCCUGGAGCCAGCUGGUGAGUGGGCAGAGGGUGAGUUAUGACCUGAAGGAGCGGGUGUGCAUCGGCAGCAUGACCACUCUGGAGAGUGCAGUGUACCAGCGCGUCCCCACCGAUGAGGCCGAGGCCCAGAUGCUGGCGUCUGCUGACCUGGACGACAUGAAAAGCCACCGCUUUGAAGAUAACCCUGGUGUGAGGCGGCAUCUGGUGAAGAAACCAUCUAGGAGCCAGAGCACCAGAACCAGCAGGAAGAUGGUGUCAACCCCGUCUGUCAAGAAGAAGAAGAAGAAAAAAAAGCUGGACAGGAGGCCCCAUGAGGUGUUUGUGGAGCUGAAUGAGCUGGUCAUAGAUAAGAACCAGGAGAUGCACUGGAAGGAGACAGCGCGCUGGAUCAAGUUUGAGGAGGAUGUGGAGGAGGACACGGCACGGUGGGGGAAGCCUCACGUAGCCUCACUAUCCUUUCGCAGCCUGCUGGAGCUCAGGAAGACCAUUGCUCACGGUGCUGUGCUGCUGGACCUGGAGCAAACCACCCUUCCUGGCAUCGCUCACCUCGUGGUGGAGACCAUGAUUAUCUCCGACCAGAUCAAAGGGGAGGACAGAGCCAACGUGCUGCGUGCCCUUCUGCUCAAGCACAGCCACCCCAAUGAUGAGAAGGAGGGGUUCUUCCCCCGAAACCACUCCAGCUCCAGUAUGAAUUCGAUAGCGGGGAACCACCAUCACAACCACAACCACACGGCCGACACGUGCGUGCCCCUGAUGGGUGAGGAGCGCAUCGAGAUGCUGGACCCCAGAGCCCAGGACUUGGAGUGCAAAGAGAAAAAUCUGCAUCUCCACAGUUCCGAGGGGCAUCGCGGCAAAUAUCUGAAACUGAUGGAGAAGAUUCCUGAAGAUGCUGAGGCAUCCGUGGUCCUCGUGGGCUGUGUGCAGUUCCUUGAACAGCCCACUAUGGCUUUUGUCCGGCUGAAUGAGGCUGUCUUCCUGGAAUCUGUCCUGGAGGUCCCAGUUCCGGUCAGGUUUAUCUUUGUCCUGCUGGGACCCAGUCAGGCCAACGUCGAUUACCAUGAAAUUGGACGGUCCAUUUCCACCCUCAUGUCUGACAAGCUCUUCCAUGAGGCUGCGUACAUGGCUGACGACCGCCAGGACCUCCUCAACGCCAUCAACGAAUUCCUGGACUGCAGCAUUGUCAUCCCCCCAUCAGAAGUGGAGGGGAAAGACUUGCUCAGGUCUAUUGCUACUUUCCAGAAAGAGUUACUGAGGAAGAGGAAGGAGAGGGAGCAGAAGAAGACCACGAAGGAAGGGGUUAUCCAGGAAGCUAAAGAGCUGUGUGAAGUGAAGGCUGAGGAGGAAGAGGAGGGGGACGCUGAGGAUGACCCGUUGAGGCGAACCGGCAUUUGUUUUGGAGGUCUGGUUCAGGACAUAAAGCGCAGGUACCCCAAAUAUCUCAGUGACAUCAGAGACGCCUUGCACAGCCAGUGCCUUGCAGCCGUUCUCUUCAUCUACUUUGCUGCUCUCUCUCCUGCCAUCACCUUCGGGGGACUCCUAGGAGAGAAGACAGAGGGUCUCAUGGGGGUCUCGGAGCUGAUCAUCUCCACCUCAGUUCUGGGGAUCCUGUUCUCCCUCCUUGGAGCUCAGCCGCUCCUUGUCAUUGGUUUCUCGGGGCCCCUUCUGGUAUUUGAAGAAGCUUUUUUCAAGUUCUGCCAGAGCCAAGGCAUCGAGUACCUGACGGGCAGAGUGUGGAUUGGCCUGUGGCUCAUUGUCUUCAUCUUCAUAAUUGUGGCAGCUGAAGGCAGCUUCCUGGUGCGAUACAUCUCGCCCUUCACACAGGAGAUCUUUGCCUUCCUCAUCUCCCUCAUCUUCAUCUACGAAACGUUCUAUAAACUCUACAAGGUCUUUGCAGAGCAUCCUUUGCUGAAGUUUUACCCGCCGAGUUUGGAGAGUGGCUUGAAUGCCAGCAUGCUCUCUGCUGAUGCCAUGUCUCUGGGAACCAGGAUGCAACCCAAUACUGCCCUCCUCUCACUCAUCCUCAUGCUGGGCACCUUCUUCAUCGCUUUCUUUAUGCGCAAGUUCAAGAACAGCCGUUUCUUAGGAGGCAAGGCUCGACGGAUCAUUGGAGACUUUGGAAUCCCCAUCUCAAUCCUGGUCAUGGUCUUGGUGGAUUACACCAUCACAGACACGUACACACAGAAGCUGAAUGUUCCCUCUGGGCUCUCAGUCACAUCUCCCCAGAAGCGCAACUGGUUCAUUCACCCGCUGGGCAGGCGACAGGCCUUUCCCAUGUGGAUGAUGUUUGCCUCAGCCAUCCCUGCACUCCUGGUCUUCAUCCUCAUUUUCAUGGAGACCCAGAUCACCACCCUGAUUGUCAGUAAGAAGGAGAGGAAGCUCAUGAAAGGCUCUGGUUUCCAUCUGGACCUGCUGCUCAUUGGUACCAUGGGCGGGCUCUGCGCGCUGUUCGGGCUCCCUUGGCUGACUGCCGCCACCGUGCGCUCGGUCACCCACGUCAAUGCCCUGACGGUCAUGAGCAAGGCCAUCGCUCCGGGGGAGAAGCCGAAGAUCGAGGAGGUGAAGGAGCAGCGUGUGACAGGAGUUGCAAUAGCUGUCCUCGUCGGCUUGUCCAUUGUGAUGGGCAACAUGCUGCGCCGGAUCCCCCUGGCCGUGCUCUUCGGCAUCUUCCUCUACAUGGGGGUCACGUCUCUCACCGGCAUCCAGCUCUACGAGCGUCUCCUCCUCAUCUUCAUGCCGUCCAAGCACCACCCGGACCACGUCUACGUCGUCAAGGUGAAGACCUGGAGAAUGAACCUCUUCACCUGCAUUCAGCUGGCCUGCAUCGUGGUGCUCUGGGUGGUGAAGUCAACAGUGGCCUCGUUAGCUUUUCCCUUUGUCCUGAUUAUGACGGUGCCCUUACGACGCUUCCUGCUGCCCCGCUUCUUUCAGGACCGGGAGCUCAAAGCCCUGGACUCGGAGGAUGCGGAGCCGAACUUUGACGAGGACGGCCGGGACGAGUACAACGAGAUGCACAUGCCUGUGUGAGCGGCCGCUCCGCCCCCUCCCUGUGGAAAGCUGCUCGUUCCCACGCGUUCUCCUUGGCUACGGCCCAAUCAGAAUGGCUUUGAACUUACUACACGUCAGAUGUUUUCCUGUCUGGACCAAAGAGCAGCAGUGUCGGAACCCUGGAGGGAGGUGGGCAGGGCCGUUCCUGACCCCACCCCUCACCCACUCAGUGGAAGUGUGAGUCUGUCUCCACCCGUACCCAGCGGGAGACGCUUCUCGCAUCCAGAGGCUCUGUAGGGGCCUGCACUGCCUCGGGUCAUGGGUCUCCCUUACUGGAGACUGGGGGUUGCAUUGGUAUGUGGGUUAGCAAAGGGGGGCCAUGCAGCUGGGAGCCACCACCUCCCGUCCACUCACCACAGAGCUCCGGCUCCUCCAAAUGCCAGCCCAAGCGCCACGUUCCACUGAGCCUGAGGCAGGCACGGGCCCCGCACAGAGCCCGUCCGGACUCUGCCUGCGCAGGGCAAGACUCCGAGUUGCCUGCUCUGCCGCCCCCAGCGGGGCUGCCCAGCUCCCUUAGCAGGCACACAAGGGGCUCCUUGCACAACUCCCUGCCACGGGCUGCUUCGCAUCUCAGGCUGCCCUGCCUGGUUUGCUAACAGCGCUCCUGGGCCAGCCUGGCUGCAGCACGGCCAGGAUUAUGGGAACUCAGGAGCCCAGGCUCUCUGUGCUACUGGCCAGGCACCUGUGUCCCAGCAGCAGGGCCUCGAGGAGUUCAGAUCCCAUCCCCCUGCCUGUCCGAGCCCAUUCCCUGCUGAUCGCUCCAAGCUGCAUUUCUGGGGUGGCGGGGUCUGAGGUCAUGGGCAUUGCCGCGGUAACCAGCUGUGAUGUCAGUGUUAAGGCUUGUGAUGUCUGCAGGGGAAGGAGCAGCAGGAGCGGCCUCCUAGAGCAGGCAGGGCUGAGAGGGCUUCCAGGGGAAGUGUCUCCCACGCAGCCAUGUCAGUCCCAGGAUAUUAGAGACACGCGGUGCAGGACCUGCUUCAGCUGGUGAGAGAGCAGCUUUGGAGCUUGCACCAAGCUCUUCUUAAGGCUGAAAGCGCCUUUCUUACCAACAGGAGCAGGUCCAGUAAAAGAUGUUCCCUCCCCGCCCUUGUCUCCCAGCAGCAGGCAUCCACAGCACGGGCAUUGGGGUCACCAGGACACAGCCUCCACCACAGUGACUGGGCCACUCAGGCCCUGGUGACUGGGUUGCUGUGGCCCCCAACCUCUCCUAUCCCCAUACCUGGGCCACCCACAGUGUCUGGAGGCACCUGAUAGCCAGACCCCCUGGCACCCAGGCCUGUCCCUGGGCAACCCUGAAUGUCUUCCCACCUGGAAGGCCCGAGGUCUCUCCAGCUGUCAGGGUCUGAGGCCUCAUGUGGGUCACUGCCUGGGCCCUUCAGCGCCCAGCUCUCCCUGUAGCUCUCGCCAGCGGUGCUCACAGCCUGGAGUGGGGUAACCUGGCAGCUGCCAUGGAGCGUGAAGGUCACUGGUACCAAGGCUCGGUGGGGAAGGAGGCCCUGUGUGAGAAAGCCAGAGAAGGCAGGCGCCCGGCCCCUCCACACAGGCAUGAGAGGAAGGGGGACCUUGUGGUGCAGGCGCUAGCCUGGGAGUCCUGCCUCCACCAGAACUUCCUGUGGGACCUCAGCAAAGCCACUGACUCUCCCUGCCUCCGUUUCCUAUCUGUGAAAUGGGGCUGAUCCUUCCCUACCUCACGCGUGGAGACGCUCACUAUGGUGUGGGAGGCUCAGACGCUACAGCCACAGGGCCAUAUGGAUACCCAGCCCGGUGGAGGGGAGCCUUCAGAGCCGGGGACCUGCUCCCGCUGGGCCACAGCCUGGCACACCAACAGCCCCUGUGAUGCCAGUGAAGCCUCCUGGUUAGGAGAUGUGUGUGUGAGUGUGUGUGUCUGUGGCUGCGUGUCCUGUCCCUGUGUAGUGUAGGAGGCCUGCUGUUGCUGUGUCCCUGCCAGCCCGGCUGUGUGUUGUGACUCAUCUACCUGUAUUGGAAAUGGCUGCACCAAUAAAC